AUGGCUGCAGACCCUCAGAAAAUUCACCCUAUCCAUGAUGUUGAGGCACCAAACCACCCUUCAGCACCCUUGGUGCCAAGAAGCAUGUCCAAAUCUGAUGCAGGUGAUCCAGAAAGAGUAGUGGUACAACAACAAGAACAACAACAUCCCCCACAACAAACCAUUCCUGUGAUGCAUUCCAGGCCACCCAAGAAAAGAAGAAGCUGCUGCUGCAGGUUUUUCUGUUGGUUAAUAAGCAUAUUGCUGAUUCUGAUUGUGGCCAUUGCCAUCACAGUUGGGAUACUAUACCUUGUGUUCAGACCAAAGGUUCCAAAGUACUCAGUAGAUGAGCUUAGAGUCACACAGUUUGAUGUCUCUGACAACAACAGUUUAUCAGCCACUUUCAACUUGACAAUCACUGCCAGAAACCCUAACAAGAAGAUUGGAAUAUACUAUAGAGGUGGCAGCCACAUAAGUGCUUGGUACGAGGACACAAAACUAUGUGAAGGGUCUUUGCCAAAAUUCUACCAAGGUCACCGCAACACCACAGUGCUUAGUAUCCCUCUCACUGGUCAAACACAGGAUGCUACUGGCCUGCAGAGUAGUAUUCAACAGCAGCUGCAAGAAACUGCGAAUGUACCCCUCAAUUUGAAGGUGAAGCAGCCUGUGAGAAUCAAGCUUGGGAAGUUGAAACUGUUCACUAUCAAGUUCAGGAUUAGGUGCAAGAUUGUGGUGGACAGCCUUAGUGCUAAUAGUUCUAUUAGAAUUCGGAGCAGUAGUUGUAAAUUCAGGUUUAGACUGUGA
This is a messenger RNA of Sphenostylis stenocarpa, 783 nucleotides long. The record is from the annotation of a GenBank genome assembly. NCBI's taxonomy places the organism in Eukaryota, Viridiplantae, Streptophyta, Magnoliopsida, Fabales, Fabaceae.